CCGUCGAUUGGAAUUGCUGAAGUUUUACGCGUCGAUUGAUUGAGGGAGCUACAGCUACAGGAAAGAUUUAGAGAAAUGGCUGAAAACAUAAUGGUGGAUUCUCAUGUUUGGGUGGAAGACCCAGAAAGAGCAUGGAUUGAUGGGGUUGUACUUAAUAUAAAGGGAGACGAAGCAGAGAUUAAAACCAAUGAUGGCAGAGAGGUUAUUGCUAACUUAUCAAAACUCUAUCCAAAAGACAUUGAAGCUCCUUCAGAGGGAGUAGAGGACAUGACUAGAUUAUCUUAUCUGCAUGAGCCUGCAGUUCUUGACAACUUGGCAACCAGAUAUGAGCUCAAUGAAAUUUAUACUUAUACAGGAAACAUUCUUAUUGCCGUCAAUCCCUUUCAAGGACUCCCCCAUCUCUAUGAUGCUGAGGUUAUGGAGAAGUAUAAGGAAGCCUAUUUCAAAGAGCUGAGUCCUCAUGUUUUUGCAAUUGGUGGCAUCGCAUAUAGGGAAAUGAUUAAUGAGGGCAGGAACAAAUGUAUAUUGGUCAGCGGUGAAAGUGGUUCUGGAAAGACAGAAACAACUAAGAUGCUCAUGCGUUACCUUGCAUACUUUGGAGGGCAUAGUGCAGCUGAAGGAAGGACAGUUGAAAACCAAGUUUUGGAAUCAAAUCCAGUUCUCGAGGCAUUUGGAAAUGCGAAGACUGUUAAGAACAACAAUUCCAGUCGUUUUGGAAAAUUUGUGGAGAUUCAGUUUGAUGACGUGGGCCGAAUAUCAGGGGCAGCCAUCAGAACUUACCUUUUGGAGAGGUCACGUGUUUGCCAAGUUUCAGAUCCUGAACGUAAUUAUCACUGCUUUUAUCUCCUGUGUGCUGCUCCUCCUGAGGACGUUGAGAGGUUUAAGUUGGGGGAUCCUAAGUCAUUUCGCUAUCUUAACCAAUCUAGCUGCUACGAACUUGAUGGUGUAAAUGAUGCAGAGGAGUAUCUUGCUACUAGAAGGGCUAUGGAUGUAGUUGGAAUAAGUGAAAAAGAACAGGAUGCAAUUUUCAGAGUUGUGGCUGCCAUUCUCCAUCUUGGAAAUAUUGAAUUUUCGAAGGGAGAAGAUGCUGAUUCAUCAUCAGUAAAAGAUGAACAGUCAAUGUUUCAUCUCCAAAUGACAUCAGAACUGCUCAUGUGUGAUCCCCAUUCCUUAGAAGAUGCUUUGUGUAAGCGUAUGAUGGUCACCCCAGAAGAAGUUAUCAAGAGAAGUCUUGAUCCUCUUGGUGCUGCCGUUAGCAGGGAUGGUUUAGCAAAGACAAUAUACUCUAGACUCUUUGAUUGGUUGGUGAACAAAAUAAAUAUCUCUAUUGGGCAAGAUUCUCACUCUAGGCGCUUGAUCGGAGUCCUUGACAUCUAUGGUUUUGAAAGCUUUAAAACCAACAGUUUUGAGCAAUUCUGUAUUAAUUACACGAAUGAAAAGCUGCAACAGCAUUUCAAUCAGCAUGUAUUCAAAAUGGAACAAGGUGAAUAUCAGAAAGAAGAAAUAGAUUGGAGCUAUGUGGAGUUUGUUGAUAAUCAAGAUGUCGUGGAUCUGAUUGAAAAGAAACCGGGUGGUAUUAUUGCUCUUCUGGAUGAAGCAUGCAUGCUACCAAAAUCAACUCCUGAAACAUUUUCUGAGAAGCUGUAUCACACAUUCAAGGAUCAUAAGCGCUUCAUGAAACCAAAAUUGACUCGAUCAGAUUUUACAUUAGUUCAUUAUGCAGGGGAUGUUCAAUACCAGUCCGAUCAAUUUUUAGACAAAAACAAAGACUAUGUUGUUGCCGAGCAUCAAGAUUUGUUAAAUGCUUCCAAAUGUUCUUUUGUGUCAGGCCUUUUUCCUCCUCUUCCUAAAGAGAGUAGCAAAUCUAAGUUUUCUUCAAUUGGCGCUCGUUUCAAGCUACAAUUGCAACAGCUGAUGGAGACACUGAACUCUACGGAACCCCACUACAUCAGGUGUGUUAAGCCAAACAAUUUGUUGCAACCAACAGUGUUUGACAAUGCCAAUGUCUUGCAUCAAUUACGCUCUGGGGGUGUUCUUGAGGCCAUCAGAGUGAAAUGCGCUGGAUAUCCAACAAAUAGAACUUUCAUUGAAUUUUUAAAUCGAUUUCUCAUUCUUGCACCGGAAAUUCUGAAAGGAGAGUACGAAGCAGAGGUUGCAUGCAAAUGGAUUUUGGAGAAAAAAGGGCUUACAGGUUACCAGAUUGGAAAAAGUAAAGUUUUCCUAAGAGCUGGUCAGAUGGCUGAGUUAGAUGCACACAGAACAAGAGUGCUCGGCGAAUCAGCGAGGAUGAUUCAGGGACAAGUUAGAACUCGUCUGACAAGAGAACGAUUUGUUCUCAUGCGGAGGGCUUCAGUUAAUAUACAAGCUAAUUGGAGAGGAAAUCUCGCACGAAAGAUAUCCAAGGACAUGAGAAGGGAGGAAGCUGCCAUCAAAAUACAGAAAAACUUGCGUAGACAGAUUGCAAAGAAAGAUUACGGGAAGACCAAAUCUUCCGCACUCACCUUGCAAAGUGGAGUCCGCACAAUGGCUGCACGUCAUGAAUUCCGUUAUAAAUUAACGACUAGGGCAGCAACUGUGAUUCAGGCGUAUUGGCGUGGUUACAGUGCUAUAUCUGAAUACAAGAAACUGAAAAGAGUUUCUCUUGUUUGUAAAAGUAAUCUCAGAGGAAGAAUUGCGAGAAAACGGUUGGGACAGUCAAAGCAGGCUGACAGAAAAGAAGAGACAGAAAAUGAAAGAAAGGUGGAACUUUCCAACAGAGAAGAAGAGGCAGUUGAUAUGUCCUUUGUACUGCAUUCAGAGCAAAAGAAGCCUUACAACACCUUUUCUGUUGUUAGCCAAAUAACGGAUCCUAUUCGUGAUACAGAAAUUGAAUCCCUCACUGCAGAAGUUGAGAUGCUGAAGGCCUUAUUGCAAGUUGAGAAACAAAGAGCUGACAUUUCCGAAAGAAAAUGUGCUGAAGCCCGAGAACUUGGGGAGAGAAGACGUAAAAGAUUAGAAGAAACAGAAAGAAGAGUUUACCAGUUACAAGACUCUUUGAACAGGUUGUUAUAUUCUAUGUCGGACCAAUUCUCGCAACUGAAGUCCAUCUUGAGAUCUCCUUCUAUGUCAGCUUCAACAAUGGCCUCAGCGCCAGUUGUGCGUGAUGAUCUUGCUGACAGCUCUGAGAACUCUGAAGCUUCAUCAAGUGAUUCCGACUUCACUUUUCCUGCUCCAUCUCCUUCCUCAGACAAUUUUUCGACUUUUAACCCGAAUCAGCUGCAAGUCAUUGUUCAGGAUCUAUCGACCACAGAAGCCAAAGGAACUGAGAGCUACGACAGUGAUAAGGAAGGGGGCUUUGAAGAUUACUUUUGAUGAUGAAGGGCUGACUUGAUCUCUUCACAAGAUAUUUGGAGUUUUGAUAAUCUCUUUACUCCAUUGUUGUGCCACAGGGCAAUUGUUAUAGCGUUUACACUUAGUUCAAACUACAAUUUGUAUUUUCCUCAGGAAUAGAUGCUGCAACAACUAUGUAGGGUCAUUAAGAUAUGUCAAGUUCCAUGUUGUUAAUGCACAAACAAGCCAUGUUUGUUACUUCACUAAUACAAUUGUUGCUCAAUU
Messenger RNA from Arabidopsis arenosa, 3594 nucleotides. The record is from the annotation of a GenBank genome assembly. Lineage: Eukaryota; Viridiplantae; Streptophyta; Magnoliopsida; Brassicales; Brassicaceae.